UCCUGGUCCCGUCCCGGACCCGGUCGAGCCUGUCGGGGGGAUAUAUGGUGCCGGUGGAGGCAGAGGCGGUGGGUAAGUGCCGGGAACCAGACGCAUUAGCCGGACAGAAGCGACUCGUGAGCGGCGGCGAUGCGGACACCUUUCCCCUGGAGGUUGGUGAAGUUUGCUUCGGCCGCGGCGCUGCUCGUGCUCCCGCUUCUGGUCCUGCUGGGCUCCCGGACUCAGAGCGAAAAGCCGGCCCUCCCGAGCCCGCUCUCUCCGGAGGACUACCGCCUCAUAUCCCCCCGGAGCUACCGGCUCCUCCUCGACCAGCCGCACGCCUGCAGGGACCGCAGCCCGGCGCUGCUGCUCCUGGUGCCCGUGGCGCCCAGGGACGCUGCGGCGCGGCGGGCGGUCCGGGCCACGUGGGGCUCCUCAGGUGGGGACACCCUCACCUUGUUCUUCACGGGGGUCCGGCCCGGUGAGGACUGGGGCUCCCUGCUCCAGGAGGAGAGCCGGCAGCAUGAGGACAUCAUCCAGAUGGACUUUGUGGACAGUUACCACAACCUGACCGUCAAGACCCUGAUGAUGAUGAGCUGGGUGGCGUCCCACUGCCCCAACGCCUCCUACGCCAUGAAGGUCGACGCGGACAUCUUCGUCAACAUCUUCUACCUCCUGGAGCUGCUCGGGAGCUACCCCCGGAGGGGCUUCAUCACCGGGUCCGUCAUCACGGACGGCCGGCCCAGGAGGGACCCCAACAGCAAGUGGUUCCUGUCCGAGGAGCAGUACCCCGACGACGCCUUCCCGCCAUACGUCUCCGGGGCCGGCUACGUCUUCUCCGCCGACCUGGCCCAGAGGAUCUCCGGGGUCUCCAGGUACGUCCGGGCCAUCCCCAUGGAGGACGUCUACGUGGGGCUGUGCUUGCGGCUUCUGGGGGUCCGGCCGGUCUACUCCCAGCGCCUGCUGGGCCUCAGGAACCUCUUCGAGAUCCGGAAGCUGGAGUACGACCGGUGCAGCUUCGCCCGGCGGGUCAUCGUCAACGGGUUCGAGCCCACGGAGCUGCAGGAGGUCUGGAAAGAUUUCUCCACAGGCUACAGCAGCUGCUGACAGCCCAGACCCCCCAGGGAAGGAAUGAAAGCCAUCAGACCCACAGGUGGUCUGCAGAGACCUGGUCCAAGGAUCCGAGGAUCAGGUCCCAUCAGAACGAUGAUGUCAGGAAAACUUAUUCAAUAGUUCAAGCUUAAUCGUGCCUAACUCUAUAGGAUGACAUAUGAAAAAAAUCCUUUAUUUAAAUUUAUAAAUGAACCAAAAACCCUCAACCAGGAACAUAUUCAGAGGCUUUUCAUUAGUGAGAAAUUCAUUUAUCUAGUUGGAAAUUAAAUCCACAUUUACACUGCUGCCUUUUGAGAGAGAGAUCUGUUUAUUAGGAAACAUAUGAGAGACAGAAAACUCUGGCAUGCAUGCCAGGUCAUGAGCUGGAAACACACACACACAUGCAGAGAACAAUAAGCUUUAAAUGUAAUUUCUAUUAAACUAUAAUUUCCUGAAUGCUGGUUUUCAAAGUGUGGAGCAGGAGUUGCUUUCGGGC
This is a messenger RNA of Salarias fasciatus (jewelled blenny), 1567 nucleotides long. Its product is annotated as beta-1,3-galactosyltransferase 1-like. The record is from RefSeq and is a predicted model, not a curated record. Gene Ontology annotation, biological process: protein O-linked glycosylation. Lineage: Eukaryota; Metazoa; Chordata; Actinopteri; Blenniiformes; Blenniidae. Gene Ontology annotation, cellular component: Golgi membrane. Bases 130 to 1086 code for a protein of 318 amino acids. Gene Ontology annotation, molecular function: N-acetyl-beta-D-glucosaminide beta-(1,3)-galactosyltransferase activity. The transcript has a single exon.